Hypoxylon fragiforme is the source of this 2476-nucleotide messenger RNA. Its product is annotated as HET-domain-containing protein. NCBI's taxonomy places the organism in Eukaryota, Fungi, Ascomycota, Sordariomycetes, Xylariales, Hypoxylaceae. The transcript is spliced from 3 exons. The record is from RefSeq and is a predicted model, not a curated record. The coding region runs from base 193 to 2370 and encodes 725 amino acids.
ACCAUGCUGCGCCACGUCAUUAAUGCUGUGUGCGAAACCCACCUGGACAAAAUACCUACAAGCUGAGGUAGUAGUAUACCCACGAUGUCCAUUUAAGCACGGGAGCACCCGCUGCCUAUUGCUGCAGGGCAAUGGCAGUGCCUAGCUCAAUGGUGAGUGCCUUGAUUUGAAAACGAAGAAUUGAAAUGAGCAAUGCUGUGCGACGUCUGCCGUACGGGGCUUCAAAAUAUAUGGGACCCUAGCAAAGGCAAACGGAUUGGGCUACUGCAAGAUUUCCCCAAGAUUCUGCGGUGCCGUUUAGAUCUCGACGAGGAUGACGAAUUGGAUGAUGUCGACGAGUUGCUAAAGGAAGCCGAACUGCAAGAGCCAGAGCGCUAUGUCUUCGGCCACCAUGCGGACUACGACUCACUGGCUCAGUCUAGGCGACAGGGCUGUGUCGCUUGCAAUGAGUUUGAUGAUAACAAUGAUCGCGAUGAUGUAAAUGAACAUCUUGCAAGUUUGGGAUACUAUUCUGUGUUCUGUGUCGACAUGUCUCUUGAGUACUCGGAACAUCCAACAAUGAAUGUCUUCGCGGGCGAAGAAAUGGAGCUUUUCACCCACGAGUUUUGUGUUCAUGACGAAAACGAUCAUCUCAAUUCUAUACUCUCGUCGUCUACCUCGGACCUCCAGACCUGGACUUUAGUUGAGACCUGGCUGGACAAGUGCCUCGAAUCUCACAAGAUAUGCCAGGAGCAGUCACUCACGGGGUUUACACCAACCCGGCUUCUAGAAUUGCGGACGACGGAGACGGAAAAGGAAUUUCGAUUAGUGCACCACAGCGAGCUCGAUCCAGGGGAGCGAUACGUAACCCUAAGCCAUUGCUGGGGACCCGAGCCCCCCUCGAAGAAGCUGCAGCUCUUGACCUCCACCGUCUCCACCCUCCGCGACGGACUCCCCGUCGCCAUUCUUCCCCGGACCUUCCGCGACGCCUUCGAGAUCACCGAGCGCCUGCACGUCCGCUACAUCUGGAUCGACCGCCUUUGCAUCAUCCAAGACUCCGCGGAGGACUGGCGGGCCGAAUCCGCCACGAUGCAAACGGUAUACCGGAACGGAUUCCUCAACAUCGCCGCCCUCGGCGCGGCCAACGACCAGGACGGCUGCUUUUCCGAGCGCGACCCCGCCAAAGUCGGGCCCACGAUCGUGAAUCUAAGCCCGGACCACAGCCUCCCAUCGCACUACCGACACGCCGAGGAGCCGAAAACAUGGGUCAACGACUUCCGCCACGAGCCCCUGAUUACCCGCGCCUGGGUGCUGCAGGAGCGCGUGCUAGCGGCCCGAAACCUCUACUUCGGGCGCAACCAGGUGUUCUGGGAGUGCUGCACGACGACGUGCUGCGAGACGAUCCCGGCGGGGCCGCUGCUAGCCAGCACCAGCCGCACGGACUCGGGGCUCGAUGCGGCGGGCGCCUCGAAGGCGGGGCGGUAUCCGUGGAAGCGCCUCAUCAACGUCACGUUCAGCAGCGUCCGGUCCGACUACGGAUACCUCCACAACCUGCUGUCGGAGUGGGCGGCGGCCGUGGAGGCGUACUGCGCGUGCAGCCUCACGUUCCCGAGCGACAAGCUCGUCGCGCUGUCCGGGCUCGCGGGCCACAUGGGCAAUAUACUGCGAGAGCUGGACCCGGAGUACGACGCGUACCUCGCGGGGAUAUGGCGGCUGACGAUGCCCGAUAGCUUGCUGUGGAAGGUUAAGGGGCCGACUAUGACGAGACCGUCGGGGUAUCGGGCGCCGUCGUGGUCCUGGGCCUCCGUUGACGGGCCCGUCGAGUUUCCCGCCGGGAACAGCAGUAAACUGUGCAAGCUCGUCGAUGUCCUCGGCGUCGAGACAUGUCCGCGAGGUGAAAAUAUGGUGGCCGGGGUCAGCGGGGGCAAGAUCUUGCUCCGAGGACCUACGUGUGUUGCGAAGGGUCUGGAUGUCAAUGUGAAGGAGUUGGCGAACCCUCUCCUCAAUGUCCGUCGCAUCGGCAGCAUUCACCGCCACAGCCGCGAUACACCUAUCAAUGCAAGCAUAACGGGCUGGGUUAAAUUUGACAGUUUGGAUGACGAUCAAUACGAUGAAGUAUUCAUUGUACCGUUCUGGUCCCGAACCAUUCUUCAUCUUGAUAGGAUUGAUUCCGAGGGGUUGGCGCUUGUCCCCGUUGAUGAGUCCCUUUCACAGUAUCGCCGGGUCGGCCAUGUUAAAAUCUACAUUGAUGUGGAUACGGAAGAUGAGGAAGAGGAUGAGAGCGGGAAUGAAGACUCAGACGGAGGGGAAGGCGAGGACGAACAUAAAGAUCUGGAUAGUUAUAAUCCUUUGUUGGAUGCAUGUAUAACGAAGACUAUAGAAAUUAUUUGAGCGAUUAUUUCAAAGGAACUUAGGUAAAUAUGGCACAUAUACUCUGCAUGAGUAUUGGUCACAUUGUAACUUUUCAACAUUCACGGGUAUGCACAAUGCAAUUGUA